This is a messenger RNA of Paramuricea clavata, 973 nucleotides long. The record is from the annotation of a GenBank genome assembly. Lineage: Eukaryota; Metazoa; Cnidaria; Anthozoa; Malacalcyonacea; Plexauridae.
AUGUUGACGCCGAGGACAAGGCUCCUGACGCUGAGGAGAAGGGUCCUGACGCGAGGACAAGGUUCCAGACGCUGACGACAAGGUUCCUGACGCUGAGGACAAGGUUCUUGACGCGAGGACAAGGUUCCUGACACUGAGGACAAGCUUCUUGACGCUGAGGACAAGGUUUCUAACGCUGAGGAAAAGGUUCGUGACACUGAGGACAAGGCUCCCGACGCUGAGGACAAGCUUCCUGACGCUGAGGACAAGGUUCCAGACGCUGAGGACAAGGUUCCUGACGAUGAGGAUAAGGUUCUUGACGCUGAGGACAAGCUUUCUAACGCUGAGGAAAAGGUUCGUGACGCUGUGGACAAGGCUCGUGACGCUGAGGACAAGGUUCCUGACGCGAAGCCAAGGUUCCUGGCGCGAGGACAAGGUUCCAGACGCUGAGGACAAGGUUCCUGACGCUGAGGACAAGAUUCUUGACGCUGAGGACGCUGAGGACAAGGCUCCUGACGCUGAGGGCAAGGCUCCUGACGCCCGGACAAGGUUCCUGAUGCGAGGACAAGGUUCUUGAUGCUGAGGAUAAGGUUCCUGACAAGAGGACAAGGUUCCUGACGCGAGGACAAGGUCCCUGGCGCUGAGGACAAAUUCCUGCCGCUGAGGACAAGGUUUCUAACGCUGAGGAAAAGGAUGUUGACGCCGAGGACAAGGCUCCUGACGCUGAGGAGAAGGGUCCUGACGCGAGGACAAGGUUCCAGACGCUGACGACAAGGUUCCUGACGCUGAGGACAAGGUUCUUGACGCUGAGGACAAGGUUCCUGACGCUGAGGACAAGCUUCCAGACGCUGAGGACAAGGUUCCUGACGCUGAGGACAAGGUUCCUGACGCUAGGACAAGGUUCUUGACGGAGGACAAGGUUCCUGACGCUGAGGACAAGGUUCCUGACGCGAGGACAAGGUUCCUGACGCGAGGACAAGGUUCCCGACGCUGA